AUCCCGACGGAGUACACAACAAAAAGGGGGGAAUCGCCCGCCCGCGCCUUGACUUUGCGGCAUGCUCCUUCUGCGCUCCCUUCCCCCACCCCCGCUUUCCCCGACUUCUUGGCUGGGAGGCAGAAGAACGCAGGCGGGCGUCGUAACCCAAAGAAUUUUUUUUUUUUUUAAAGGAAUUGAGAAGCCGGGAUGGGAGGAGGGGAGGCAGGCCCCCGACGACCCGAGGAGUCUCGAGCGCCAACGGACAGCCGAGUUGGGGACGGGGAGGGGAGGAAGCGCACCCCCCGCCUCCCUCUUUCGCGUAUCCUGACGUGACGCGGCUCCGUGGCAAUUCCCUUCCCUCCCUUUGUGGUGGUGGAGGAGGGAGAGCCGGUGGUUGGCUGAGCAGAUCAUACAUAUUAAGAUCACACACAGCAUACAGCGUUUCUCUCAGGGCCGUUGUCUCUAUUUAUUUAUUUAUAUUUAUAUCUAUUUAUUUAUAAAUAAAUAAAUAAACCUAGAAAAUAAAUAAAUAAAUCAUCACAGAGUUCCUCAGAGUGGUUCAGUUGUCCCUCACUCUUCAGUCCCAUACACACAAGGUCUGUCUCAGGGCCAUUGUUCUUUAUUCCCCACACACACACACCUCUCUCCACAGGAUUUCUGUCAGAGCAAUGGUCCCUCAUCAUGCAGGGAACAUAGGCAGCUGCCACAUAUUGAGUCAGACCCUUGGUCUAUCUCGCUCAGUAUCGUCUUCACAGACUGGCAGCGGCUUCUCCAAGGUUGCAGGCAGGAGCCUCUCUCAGCCCGGUCUUGGAGAUGCUGCCAGGGAGGGAACUGGGAACCUAGAUGCUCUUCCUAGAGCGGCGGCUCCAUCCCCUGAGGCACUAGCGGAGGGAGGCCAGCGGCGGCCUGUGUCUGCCCCCUAUGUCUGACGACAGAUGUGGGGGGCAUGGUCUAGCUCCCGAGCGGGGCCAGCGCUGCGCUGCUGCUGCUCCUGGCCAUGGCGUGCUGCAAAUGCAGCGCUGGGCAUUUAACUCCCGAAUGGGGCCGCGCGGCUAAACCACACACCUUGCAUCUGAUGUCAGAUGCGGAGUUGUGUAUCGGGGCCGUGAGGCACGGCGCCUGAGGGACGGCGGCCCAGGUUCUUUGAACCCCGUCACCCAGUGGUGGCUGUUGCCAGAACCUGAGGGGUAUACUCGUGUGAAAUAGGGGCCGUAACCCAGAAUUUGGCUUUUAAAAAGCCAAAUCUGGCAACCCAUGAGUCCCUUGCCCUGAGGGGAAAUAUCUUGCUGUGCUCACACAUCAAGUCUCCUAUUCAUAUGCAACCAGGGCAGACCCUGCUUAGCUACCACAAGACCAGCUCUCCUCUCCUAACUUUGGAACCUGGACCUAAAGGCCUUUGGAGCCCCCCUUCCGUGAGCUAAGCAUCCCUUUUUAACACUCUAGGUUCUCUAGGACACAAACCACACCACCUAGGAACAGACUCCGGAGGAUUUGGGGCCUCCCCAGGCGGUAUAGAGGCCCUGGACUUUGCCUCUGCCCUCACACACCAAUCAAGUUUCUUUCUGAGCAGUUGCCCUUCAUAUGAUGAAUAUAAGACACAUAUUUAUAUACUGCUUUUCAACAGAAGUUCCCAAAGCAGUUUUAUACAGAUAUAAUUAUUAUUAUUAUUAUUAUUUUACAUUUUAUAUCCCGCUCUUCCUCCAAGGAGCCCAGAGCGGUGUGCUACAUACUUAGGUUUCUCCUCACAACAACCCUGUGAAGUAGGUUAGGCUGAGAGAGAAGUGACUGGCGCCAGAGUCACCCAGCUAGUCUCAUGGCUGAAUGGGGAUUAUAAGCAAACAAAAUGGCUCCCUGUCCCCAAAGGGCUCACAGGGACACAAACCACACCACCCAGGACAGACUCCAGAGGAUUUGGGGCCUCCCUAGAGGCCCUGGACUUCGCCUCUGCCCUCAUGGCACACACUGAUUUAGUUUCUUUCUGAGCAGUUGCCCUUCAUAUGAUGAAUAUAUGACACAUAUUUAUAUACUGCUUUUCAAGAGAAGUUCCCAAAGCAGUUAAUACAGAUAUAAGGAAACAAAAUGGCUCCCUGUCCCCAAAGGGCUCACAGUCUUAAAAAGGAACAUCAGAUAGACACCAGCAACAGCUGCUGGAAGGAUGCUGUGCUGGGGGAAUCAUCUCUUGCACACAUACACACAGGAUCAACUGCCCCUUAUUCUUCACACAUCUAUACACUUAAUUUCAGCCAGGGCAAUUGCUCCUUGUUUGUUACACACAUCAUUUCUGUCAGGGCAGUUGUCUCUUAUCCCUCAUACAUAUUCACACAGGGCAGUUUGUUUGUUUAUUACAUUGUUAUUCUGCUUUUCUACCCAAAGGAUAUACAAAGUGGUGUAUGAUAACACAGAUAGAUACAAUUUAAACUCCCAUUUUAAAAUACUGUAUAUUUACCGAGCAGUCAACAGUGGUAGGGCAAGCAUUAAAAUUACAAUGAAGGGUAAACAUGACACUUAGGUAAUAGCUACUCAACAUCCAGCAUUGAGUUUGCUCGGAACACAGCUCUGCUUCUUAGUUGAGCUAUGCUGCAAAGUGGUUGCAUUUGAUCGAGCAAACUCAGUUCUUGGACAGCUACCAAUGAAAUUGAUCUAGGAUGCUGGUCUCCAGUUGGUGGAUUAGGAUUAACAGUGGACCAUGCCUCAACCUAAAGUAGGUAGCACUGUGGAGAGGUCAGGUUACAAAUUUGGGGAGGGGCUGUAGGACAGUGGUCCAGCCACUGCUUUGAACACAAAAGGUCUCAGGUUCAAUCGUGGUAUUUCCAGGUAGGCCUGGAAAAGACCCCUCUCUGAAACCCUUGAGAGCUGUUUCCAGUCAGUAAAGCCAACGCUGACCUGGAUGGGUCAGUGGUCAGAUUAAGUAGAAGUCAGCUUCAUAUGUUUAUAUCUUCACACAACAUGGGAGGGAGAUAAUUGCUAUAACUGGAUGCCUCCCACAUCAGGGAUGUUGUUGGCAAGUCUUGUUGUUGGCAAGCAAUAAAAUAAAACAUUUAUUUAUUUAUUUAUUGUUAAUUUCAUAUUAAAUUGUUAUAAUUUAUAUACCAUUUUUAAAAAAAAACCAAGGAGGUUUACAAACAUUUAAAACAAGAUAAGACUCAAAAAAUUACACAAAAAAUAUUAAAAUGGAAUAUACAAAUACAAAUCUAAUUAAAAGUUUAAAAAACACACACACACAAAUGAUAAAUUCUUGUGCGCUUAAUAUAACACAAAUCACCCAGAGACGUACGUUUUGAGCGUUAUAACAAUAUGUUAAAGAAAUUAAAUAAAUAAAAAUAAAUAACACACCAAGGUUGUUCUCAUGUCCAUUUUUGGUGGACGUGGAGAAGGCAAGAUUGAGCUUCUCUUCCCCCGCCCCUCCAACGAUUGUGAUCCAUGUAUGGAAUUCACAACCUGCCCGCAUCUGCACUGCUCUGGGCGACACGGAGUUCUGGAGCCCAGGAAAAUGCAGCCCAGCCUCCAGAUAGCCCUAAUGUACCGCCUGAGAUGUGCAGUACAUUGAGGGAUUUGCCCUCAAGCCGGGCACUCUAGGCACCCAGCUCUGUAUCUGUGUCUCACUCUGUACACUCGCACAACCGUGGCCCUGGGUAAAAGUGCACACUUGCACCCUUUUACACAGGUAAAAGGCCAGGUAAAAAUCCCGGGCUACCCGGGAGGGCAGAGCCAGGAUCGGCCUCAAUCCUGGUGCUUCACAUGAACUUGGGUAAGGCUGCUCAUGUGGACAACCCCACCAUGUUCACUUACUGCAAGUAUCAACAUCCAUCAAACACUAGAUAGUACUGUAUUAACUGAACAGAAUAUGACUCUGGAUUUAAAAUGAUCCUCUUAAGAACAGAGGUUAAAUAUUUAUUUACCUACCUACCUACCUUCCUACCUAUCUAAUAAAUUUGUAUACUGCCCACUACCAAAGUCUCUAGGUGGUUUGUUUUAUGCUGUAAUGAAACAAACCAAUAAUUUAACAGUUACCACAUAUAAAAAUCAGAUGAAAAUAUCCAUAAAAAAACACACCAACAAACUAAAACGCUUGGCUGAAGAGAUGUGUCUUUAGCUGUUUCCUAAAAGCCAACAGGGAUGGAGCAGCUCUAAUCUCAGCAAGAAGUGCAUUCCACAGUCCUGGAGCAACUACAGAGAAGGCUAUACCUGUAGAGGUCAAAUAGAGGUUAUACUUGUAUAGAAUUUACCAAAAAGGAAGAGGACUCUGAAUGUAAGAUGAUCCCCUGAUUUCUACAGUCAAAUAACGUGGGGAAAGCCUAGUACUGGAUUCAGCCUGAACUUCUUCUACACCACUGGCGUGGACAAUAUCUGAUCACUCUACCAAACAAAAGCCAAGAGAAUGGAAAGAUGCCAGCCUCUGACUCUGGGCCUAGAGGAAUGGCUGGGAAGCCAGGAUGCUGCCUCUGAACUCUGAAAGGCACUGCAGUUUGGGUGCUUCUGUUAGCAACAGGAGAUAGAAACUGGUAAUAGUCGAAGGCAAGAGCUGAUUUCCCACACUGGGCCAGUCAUCCCUUUCUGCGUUCAAGUCUUUCCAUCACUGAGGUGGCCACUAAAUGAGUUUCCAUGAGUCAUGGGAUGAAGAAUCAAAAUCUGGGCUGGUUGCUCCCCCUUCUCCACAACAGCAUCAGACCUUGUUCUGGUCAUGUUUGUCCAAGAUCACAGUCAAGGGACAAGACUGAACCACACAUGAUUUCUAUCCCACUCAUCAGCAUAAUCAAGAUAUAUCAGCCUAUUACCCCCCUCGACCAAGACCACAAUGGGACCUCUUCAGUAAAGCCUUAGUAAUUUGAGACACACGAUUAAAGACAGAUGUUACUGGUUGCAUUCCCAAGGGGACUUGGGCAUAGAACAAAGCAUGUUUCUCAAGAAAGCAUCAAGACCUUAAAAGGUGACAGAACCAUUACAGAGCCCGUGCAAAGACUGCAAAGUGUCUUCAUUUAGAAUUUGCAUGAAGUCUGGCUUAGCAUUGGAUUUUUGAUGCUGGCAAUGGGAAGCAGAACAUCUAACAAGCCUUUCUGUGUCUUAUUCCAACUCCUUGUCUGGAAGGUGCUCAUGUUGCCAGAAGGCAUAGACACUUCCUUGGCAAGUUUUCACCUCAAAACGGCUUCUUGUCAGUAUCUAGGAGAAAAUGAUCUUCUUUCCAGCAUUGUCCUUAUUUCCGAUAAACGCUAUCAGAAGAAGGACUCCAUCAUCAGCUCCGUGCAUACGAAAGUGAAAGGGGUGGCUCAGACAGAACUGAGAAUCUGGGACACAGCAGAAUACACGGUCCCCAUGCAGGGAAUCAAUUCCUUCUUUGUGGUCACAAAUAUCAUCAUGACAGAAAACCAGGUCCAGGGACUUUGCCCCGAGUUCCCCCUUGCCAAAGCAAUUUGCUCUACAGACAAGAGCUGUAUGAAAGGUCGUAUGGACCCCCAGGGUAACGGAAUUCAGACAGGCAGAUGUGUGAAGUACAAUGCAACCAUCAAAACCUGCGAAGUCACCGCUUGGUGCCCUGUGGAGUCGGUGAAAAGUGCCCCAACGCCAGCUAUUCUGAGGAGUGCCGAAAACUUCACUGUGCUCAUCAAAAACAACAUUCACUUCCCAAAAUUUAACUAUACAACACGAAACAUUUCGCCGGAAUCUAAUAUCUCCUGUGUAUACAGCAAAAGUGCUGCUCCAGGAUGCCCCAUUUUCCGGCUGGGGGAUAUUCUCAAAGCAGCUGGGGAGAACUUUUCCGAGCUGGCCGUCCAGGGUGGAAUCAUGGGCAUCGAGAUUAAUUGGGAUUGCAACCUGGACAAGUGGCUCCACCGCUGCCGUCCCAAGUAUGGUUUCCGGCGGCUUGAUGACAAAAAGACCAAUGAGGCAUUGUACCCCGGCUACAAUUUUAGAUUUGCAAAGUAUUACAAGCAAGCCAAUGGAAAGGAGGAGAGGACCCUGAUCAAAGCUUAUGGCAUCCGCUUCGACAUCUUGGUUUUUGGCACGGGAGGGCAGUUUAACUUCUUUGAGCUCCUGGUGUACAUCGGUUCAGCACUUUCCUAUUUUGGGCUGGCUCAGUUAGUUGUGGAUUUCCUCAUUACUUCAUACACAUUCCCCUGCUUGAAAUCCAAUCCAGUGAAGGAAUAUUACUAUAAAAAGAAGUGUGAGUCAGUGCCAGGCCCAAGAUGGACACUGUUGUACGUGGCGUACGUUGAUGAGCCUCACAUCUUCAUGAUCGACAAAUUGCUGAGGACAAGCCUACAGAAUAUUAAAGGCGAAAUCAUUCACAGACGCACAGGCGAUUCCCGGCACGCCACCGCCAAACUCCAGCGGCAGCGUCCAGAUGAAACUGCGUCUCUGGGAAGCCCCCAAGAGCUGCAUCCCCUCCGAAAAGAAGGGGAUUCUUCAGCUUCUCCCCCCAAGCGUCCGUCUUGGUGCAACUGCGGGAAAUGCCACCCGACAGAGGCCUUCUGGGAGCAGCUCUGCUGCCGGAGGAAGGACGGAGCGUGCAUCACCGCUUCGGCUCUCUUCGACCAGCUUGUCCUCUGCAGGCCAACCCUGGAGUUUGUCCUCCUCUACCAAGACCCCUUGUUGGAUCUGAGGUCCGGAUCGCCCAACAAGCUGCUUCGGCACUGCUCUUACAGGCAGUACCUUCGCUGGCGCUUCGGGGACGAGGCCCUGGAAGGGAGGGCCAUGCUCCCGAGCUGCUGCAGGUGGCGGAUCAGAGACGCCUUCCCCAGCGAGACGGGCGAGUACAGUGGGUUUAUCAGGAAGAAAUAGCGGCUCAGGGGACUCCCCGCCACUGCUGCAGCCCAGGAUUCGUGGAGGAAACCGUCGAACCGGAGUGGCCCAGCCGCCCUCCCAGAAAGCCUGCCCUUCCAAGGGGCUGCUCCCUCCCUCCAGAUGACUGCCAGAGCGUAUUCUUUAAGGACACAAGGACAGCCCUGCUGGGUCAGGCCCAAGGAAGCCCAUCUGGUCCGGCAUCCUGUUUCGCACCGUGGCCCACCAGAUGCCGCUGGAAGCCCACAGGCAGGAGUUUGGGGCAAGGUUGACUCGGCUUGGGGCUCUGUGGUGGAACAGCUUUUUUCUGCCUCUAGGGAGCUCAGCCUGCUAGCAACUCCUCUGCAAAAGGCACAUACUGCGGAUAGGCUGUUCAAUAGUCAGGAAAGUCAUGCAGAAUUGCUUCCACUAAGACCAUAGCCUUGCUUGAUAGAUCCACACAGGCUGUCCGACAUCUGGUUCUUUCAGACCUCCUCCCUCUUCUUUUUCUGCCAUAGCAGAGAGCUGCUCUUGUGGUAGUGAGCACGAGUUGUCCCCUCUGUGAAACAGGGUCCACCUUGGAUUGCAUUUGGAUGGGAGACUACAUGUGAGCACUGUAAGAUAUCCCUCUUUGGAAAUGGAGGCGUAGCUUAGUGGAACAGCAGCUGCUUGGAAGCAGGAAAAAGGGGGGGGGAAGCAAAGUACUAAUAUAUAAAGUCUCUCCUCAACAUUGCUGUAUAACAAUUUAUAAUGUGGUUCCCAUUAUGGUUUCUGCUCAACAUUGUACAUUAUAUGUCCACAACUUUUGAUAUUGCUAUGAAUAUAUUUUUGAUCUUCUUUAUACAUUA
This is a messenger RNA of Hemicordylus capensis (graceful crag lizard), 7583 nucleotides long. RefSeq names its product purinergic receptor P2X 7 (gene P2RX7). NCBI's taxonomy places the organism in Eukaryota, Metazoa, Chordata, Lepidosauria, Squamata, Cordylidae. Gene Ontology annotation, cellular component: nuclear inner membrane; plasma membrane. Gene Ontology annotation, molecular function: ATP binding; purinergic nucleotide receptor activity; extracellularly ATP-gated monoatomic cation channel activity. The transcript has 20 exons. Gene Ontology annotation, biological process: monoatomic cation transmembrane transport; response to ATP. The record is from RefSeq and is a predicted model, not a curated record. The coding region runs from base 4999 to 6756 and encodes 585 amino acids.